UACGGACCCUUUUUUCUUGUGAUUGUCAGAGUAUUCCUGGUUAUGCUGGGAUAUACUGCGACAUACGUAUGCGAGGUAAGAGGUCGUGUAAGCAGAUCGUGUAGCUCAACAUAAACAUAUAUAAGAUAUCCGGUGGACCAUACUCUCCUUAUCCCCCAACAGCCUAGAACUCGUUCCAUUUCCCUAUCCUCCAGCUUUUCCCCCUUCUCCUCAUUCUUACCCCUUCUCACUCCAGGUUCCCGUAAUCUUACAAUCUAGAUUUCCCCCCUGGACGAGUCCUACGUAGAUAGCUACGGCAGCCUACGACGAUGGGGCACAAAGACAACGCCGAUGGCGCGCCCACAUACUGGGGCAAGUCUGGCAAGACAUUGCAGAAAAUGAUCACGGCCGUAGCGACGACGGAUUUUCUGUUGUUCGGUUACGAUCAGGGCGUUAUGUCCGGUAUCAUCUCGGCUCCCGCCUUCACCUCUGACUUCCCGGAGGUAGAUGGGGACAGCACGUACGAGGGUUUCGUCGUGUCCAUUUACGCUGUCGGCUGCUUCUUAGGUGCCUGUUUCAUUCUCACGUUCGGUGACCACCUCGGCCGCCGCAAUUCUAUCUUUACCGGAGCUACUAUCAUGAUUAUUGGUGUUAUCAUUCAAGUCACCGCCAUGCCUAAUGGAUCAGGGGGAAGCGCGACAGCACAGUUCAUAAUCGGGCGGUGUAUCACGGGUAUAGGCAACGGUAUCAACACAUCGACGGUGCCAACCUAUCAAGCAGAAUGCAGUCAUUCGCACAAUCGUGGAAAGCUCAUCUGCAUUGAGGGCGGCAACGUUGCGAUCGGAACCUUGAUUGCUUACUGGAUCGACUACGGGUGUACCUAUGGGCCUCACGCCUUCGUUUGGCGAUUCCCCAUCGCUUUCCAGUGUGUCUUCGCUUUGGUCGUCAUCCUCCUUAUGACCCAGCUACCGGAAUCACCCAGAUGGCUAUUAACGAAGGAUCGAAACGAAGAAGCAACCACGGUCCUGGCGGCUCUUAACGGUGAACGCCGGGACGACCCUGCUGUCCAGACACAAGUUGCUGUUAUCGUCGACGCUAUUCGUGCUUCUGGCCAUGGUGGCGGCGUUACUCCUAUCUCGGAUCUCUUCACUGGUGGCCCGACCCAACACUUUCGCCGUCUCCUUCUCGGUGCCUCCUCGCAGAUGAUGCAGCAGCUAUCGGGUUGCAACGCAGUCAUCUACUACUUCCCCAUCCUGUUCCAGACCUCGAUCGGCACUUCGCACAACCUAGCCCUGCUUCUCGGAGGUAUCAACAUGGUCGUAUAUUCCAUCUUUGCCACUACCUCGUGGUUCGCCGUCGAGCGGAUCGGUCGUCGAAAGCUCUACCUCAUCGGUACCGUUGGCCAGUGCUUGUCCAUGGUUCUCACCUUUGGUGCUCUGAUUCCUGGAACGGAAGAAGCAGCUAAGGGAGCUGCUGUUGGUCUUUUCACUUAUAUCGCAUUCUUCGGUGCGACAUGGCUUCCGCUACCGUGGCUGUACCCGGCCGAGAUUAACCCUCUUAAGACACGUGCUAAGGCCAACGCAACUUCGACAGUAUCCAACUGGCUGUGGAACUUCUUCAUCGUGAUGAUCACGCCGGUACUACUAAGCAACACAGGACGCAGCGGUUGGGGUACCUACCUAUUCUUCGCGAUACUCAACGCAAUGUUCUUCCCCGUUAUCUAUUUCUUAUACCCAGAGACAGCUGGACGUACCCUUGAGGAGAUUGAUGUUAUCUUCGCUAAGGGUUACGCCGAGAAGAUGAGUUACGUUAAGGCUGCGCAAGACCUGCCCCGUCUUACGGAGCAAGAAGUCGCGCAGAAGGCCCGCGAGUACGGGUACUGCUUGUCCGACGAGGAGGCCACCGUCAGCAUGCAUGAGAAGGCCGAAGCUGUCUUUUCGACCCCGCCUUCUUCUGAUUAAUGCUGUCACAUGGCGCAAGAAUUCACGAUUAGAUGAUCGCGCAACGGAUCGCGAUCAUAUGUUUUCCUAUUUCAACAAUGCUCGCCUUUGAUUAAGGU
Molecule: messenger RNA, 2038 nt
Organism: Daldinia decipiens
Lineage: Eukaryota; Fungi; Ascomycota; Sordariomycetes; Xylariales; Hypoxylaceae
Product: general substrate transporter
Exons: 3
Coding region: 309-1940 (543 amino acids)
Biological process (GO): transmembrane transport; carbohydrate transport
Cellular component (GO): membrane
Molecular function (GO): carbohydrate:proton symporter activity
Source: RefSeq, a predicted model, not a curated record